AGGUGGUGGGUUCUCAAACUGAAUAACAUGCCGCUGUCAGUGUGUUGCAAGGUGGGUCGUCAUCGCCAGGCGGAGGAACGGCUCCUGGAGAACCUCUUCACUGGCUACAACAAGUUCUCCCGACCGGUGGCCAACUCUUCAGACACCGUCUUUGUCCAUUUCGGACUGUCCAUCGCCCAACUUGUGGACGUGGAUGAAAAGAACCAGAUGAUGACCACAAACGUGUGGGUGAAGCAGUCAGUCAGUCUUCUUCACAUCCCACCUUCCCCCUUGGUUCAACAUGGUGACCUUUCCACUUGAUUUGACACCUGGCCACUCUUGUUGACUUUCCAGGAAUGGGAUGACUUUAAACUGCGCUGGGAUCCCUCGGAAUAUGAGAAUGUGACUUCCAUCAGGAUCCCAUCAGAGCUCCUCUGGAGGCCUGACAUAGUCCUCUACAACAAUGCGGAUGGGGACUUUGCUGUCACUCACCUGACCAAGGCCCAGCUGUUCCACAGUGGCCGAGUCAAGUGGACACCUCCGGCCAUCUACAAGAGCUCCUGCAACAUUGAUGUCACCUUCUUCCCGUUUGACCAGCAGAACUGCACCAUGAAGUUUGGAUCAUGGACCUUUGACAAAGCCAAGAUAGACCUGGUGAGCAUGGACAGACAGGUGGACCAACAGGACUACUGGGAGAGCGGAGAGUGGGCCAUCAUUACCGCCAUUGGCAACUACAACAUCAAGAAGUACGAGUGCUGCGUGGAAGAGUAUUCGGAUAUCACCUACUCCUUCCUAAUCAGGAGGCUCCCUCUCUUCUACACCAUUAACCUCAUUGUCCCUUGUCUUCUCAUCUCCUUCUUGACCAUGCUGGUCUUCUACCUGCCCUCGGACUGUGGGGAGAAGAUCACCCUCUGUAUCUCGGUCCUCCUUUCACUGACUGUCUUCCUGCUGCUUAUUACGGAGAUCAUUCCUUCCACCUCGCUGGUCAUCCCCCUCAUCGGCGAGUACCUGCUCUUCACCAUGAUCUUCGUCACUCUCUCCAUCAUCAUCACGGUCUUCGUGUUGAACGUACAUCACCGCUCGCCCGACACCCACAUCAUGCCUGCCUGGGUGCGGAGAUCCUUCCUCCAUUUCAUCCCCCGCCUGCUCUUCAUGCAAAGACCUCCAGCCGGCAACAAGGAUUGCCGAGAAUUUCUCGGUCUCGUCACCGGCAGAGCAGGGCUGUCGAGCAACGGUGACCAAAAGCACCUCAGGCUGUCCUUGGUUCAUUCUCAGGGGGAGGAGGAGAGAUGCCAAGCACUGUGCAUGGUGCCACCUGCCCAGUGUACCUCAUGCAGGAUGGGAGAGGCGGCCGGAGGGUGUUCAGGGAAGGCCGGCAGUGUGGCAUUGAGUCCUGGCAUGGAGCAAGCUGUGGAUGGAGUCCGCUACGUUGCUGACCACCUGCGGGCAGAGAAAGCCGAUGCCUCCGUGAAGGAAGAUUGGAAAUAUGUUGCCAUGGUGAUCGACAGGAUCUUCUUGUGGAUCUUCAUCAUCAUUUGCCUGCUGGGAACCCUAGGACUCUUUCUGCCGCCAUGGAUGGCGGGAAUGCUGUGAGCUGGGAUCGACUCAUGAUCCGCUCCCAUGGGACUAAGGCUUCCUGAUUGACAUUCCCCAUCUGCCCAGAGUGAUCUCCAUCUGCCCAAGGAAGCAAGACCCAUGUGGACAAAAGACAUCAGAAUAUCAUGAGGAUACAAUGUUUGAUUUGAUUUAGUUUAUUGUCAUUGUCUUCAAUUAAGAGACAACAAAAUUAUCUUUCCCUUACAAAAAAUUAAAAAAA
Messenger RNA from Amblyraja radiata (thorny skate), 1795 nucleotides. Its product is annotated as neuronal acetylcholine receptor subunit alpha-4-like. Gene Ontology annotation, cellular component: postsynaptic membrane. NCBI's taxonomy places the organism in Eukaryota, Metazoa, Chordata, Chondrichthyes, Rajiformes, Rajidae. The record is from RefSeq and is a predicted model, not a curated record. Gene Ontology annotation, biological process: monoatomic ion transmembrane transport. Gene Ontology annotation, molecular function: acetylcholine-gated monoatomic cation-selective channel activity; transmembrane signaling receptor activity.